Messenger RNA from Closterium sp. Naga37s-1, 1141 nucleotides. Lineage: Eukaryota; Viridiplantae; Streptophyta; Zygnematophyceae; Desmidiales; Closteriaceae. The record is from the annotation of a GenBank genome assembly.
CGACCAGUCAAGGAACCCUGGAAAUAACCUUUACGUGACCGGCCUGUCCAUGCGGACGGCAGAGGCGGAGCUGGAGAAGCAUUUCGCGAAGGAAGGAAAGGUGGCGGAGUGCAGGCUGGUCCUUGACCCGCGCACCAAGGAGUCGCGCGGCUUCGCGUUCGUCACGAUGGAGAACGUCGACGACGCGCGCCGCUGCCUCAAGUACCUCGACCGCUCCAUCCUCGAAGGCCGCGUCAUCACCGUCGCGCUCGUACUUAUGGUGGUGACAGGGAGUUCAAUCCCCGCCGAUCAUCACCAGACUACCAGCCUUACCGCCGAGACAGAUCACCUGAUUAUGGCCCCUAUCGUGGAGCAGGUUACAGCCGCUGCUGUCUCCCACGUGGCUGCGAUAUCCAAUGACGCGCAAGACGAAGAGAGGCUCAUAGGAUGGAAGGGGGAAAGCUUCAACUCAACCAGUGGGGACGAUCCAUCGCAGCGGCAAUGGAUAGAGAUCAUCUCGUGGGAGCCCAGGGCCUUCCUCUUCCACAAUUUCCUGACUGCCAAGGAGUGUCUGUAUCUGAUUCACAAAGCCGCGCCCAACAUGGUCAAGUCAACUGUAGUGGACAGCGACUCAGGCGGCUCCUACAGCAGCAAGAUCCGGACGAGCUCAGGGUCGUUUCUGUCACGGGGAGCGGAUGAGGUGGUAGCAUCGAUAGAGAAGAGAAUAUCCGACUUCUCCCACGUGCCUGUGGACCACGGGGAGGCUAUUCACGUGUUGCACUAUGAAGCCUCCCAGGAGUACCAGGCGCACUUUGACUAUUUCCACGAUGACAUCAACACUCGCAAUGGGGGGCAAAGGCUGGCGACUGUGCUAAUGUACCUCUCUGAUGUAGAGGAAGGGGGAGAGACGGUGUUCCCAGCAGCAGAGCUCACGCCAGACAACAUCCACUCACCGAUACCGCCAGACUCACAGCUCUCUCAGUGCGCUAAGGGAAUGCUGGCGGUGAAGCCCAAGCGGGGCAACGCACUGCUCUUCUGGAACCUCAAGCCCGACACGACCCUCGAUCCCAAGAGUCUACAUGCUGGGUGCCCAGUUAUUCGCGGAAACAAAUGGAGUGCUACCAAAUGGAUUCGUGUACAACCUCGGCAUGGACAAUAUUGA